Penicillium malachiteum is the source of this 2631-nucleotide messenger RNA. RefSeq names its product MINDY family deubiquitinase. NCBI's taxonomy places the organism in Eukaryota, Fungi, Ascomycota, Eurotiomycetes, Eurotiales, Aspergillaceae. Gene Ontology annotation, cellular component: cytosol; cell periphery. The coding region runs from base 1 to 2631 and encodes 876 amino acids. The transcript has 3 exons. The record is from RefSeq and is a predicted model, not a curated record. Gene Ontology annotation, molecular function: K48-linked deubiquitinase activity; cysteine-type carboxypeptidase activity; cysteine-type deubiquitinase activity. Gene Ontology annotation, biological process: protein K48-linked deubiquitination.
AUGGUGCUCCGGAAACAGCCCCCACCACGUCUAGAGAAUCUUCACCAAGGGAAUCAUAAGACCAGUCGUUCCAAGACCUCCCCAUCUGCAACCUCGCCCCAGCGUCAACAGUUAAACAGAGUACCAUCUGACAAUUCAAUAUACUCUCCUAACCUACAUAUGUCUCCUGCCUUUGACCUAAUGCCGCUGGAGGAAGCUCAAAGAUCCCCGGUGGGCUCGCCGACCAACCGCCCGCCGAGCUCCUGGGAAGAAGGAGAGCCCCGGAUAGCCAAUACUCGGCCCAAUUCCGAAAACUACACUGGAGGCCCUGUGUUGACGGCGCAACGCUUGCCUAUGGCUCUAAUGUCAGGCUUACCGCAGGUUGUGGAACAUGAGUUUCAUCAUACGCCAAAGCAGCACAAUGAGCGUGAUAAGACACCCGAAGAAGUGCCAGCACAGCUUCAAUCAAACAACCCAUUCUUGAAACCAAUAAGGAAACCAGUUCCUGCAUAUGAAUCGUCAGAGCCGGAGUGGAAUGAUCGCCAUUCUCAUGCGACUAUUAAUAGUGAAGCUUUGAGCCAAACGGACGGAUAUAUUCCCAUGACGGCUAGGUUAUCACUCCUAGACCCUGAUGACCAAGAAUCCCCUUGGGCAGAACAUGAAACUUCGCAUUUGGAACCGAAUCGCACAAUCCCAACGAAUAUACCUCAGGACCAAUCACCGUGGGCAUCGCAGCAUUCAAUCAAAAUAUCAGCACCGGAAGAAAUCUAUUUACAAGGUGGUCAAGCUAAUCCUUAUGCUCCACCGGUGGUGUUACAACCUUCAGGUUCAGCGGAUGAUCUUCAUGGCCUACAGCCGCCUUACCCCCACGGCAGAUUGGGUUCAGAUACUGGUGCACGCACUCCUUCGGCCUUCUCCAGCGCAACAUCGGCAACCUCACACGAAUUGAUCGAUCUGGAGCCCUCGGACCAUCUUGGUGUGGAAGCUGGAUCUCAACAGGCUGGCUCUUCGAUUCACUCUUUCGAUGGGUCGUAUGGGAAGUUAGAGGAUCAUGCGUCUGAUUUUCAACCACCACCGAACACCCCACCGAUCUUGAAGCCUGCAGAUGCCCUUCAGCCCCAAUUGGUGCCGCUUCCCCGGUCCCCAAUGACACCGGCCGAGGAGGCUAAGCAAAAGGAACAGCGCGCGGAAACUUAUUCUAUUCGGCAGAUCAAUUGGAAGGACCGCACGGGAAAAAUACUUCAGUCCCCAAUCCUGGUGCAGAAUAAAAAUGGCCCUUGUCCGCUACUGGCACUUAUCAAUGCCCUGGUAUUGCGAGCGGAUUCAACGGUGCAGCCGCCAAUUGUAAAGGCCUUGCAAACCCGUGAACAAAUAUCUCUGGGAUUGUUGAUUGAGGCUCUAUUUGAAGAGCUAAUCACACGCCUAGGACCUGAAGACUCCUUCCCAGAUAUUGAGGCACUUUCCCAAUUUCUGACAGUUCUGCAUACUGGCAUGAACGUCAAUCCCCGUCUAACCCUGGAGACGGUGGACUCACUUGGUACAUUUUUCCAAACCCCCGACCUCCAGCUGUACAGUACAUUCGGCGUUCCUUUGAUUCAUGGGUGGCUUGCAUCGUGGUCAAGCCCAGUUCAUGACGCCAUGGCCCGAGUUGCCCAAUUUCAUGAGGACAUUCAGUUGCUACAUUUCCGCAAACAAGAGCUCGAAGAACGCAUUAUGAGGGGCGAGUCUCUUUCACCUGAUGAAGAGCACAGGAUGGCAGACAUACAGACCAUUCAAUACUUUGUUGAUAUCGAAAAUAAGACGCAGCUUAGUCCCUUCGGGCUGACCCAAUUGAGCUCAAAGCUUGCUCCCGGUUCAGUGUCCAUAUUCUUUCGCAACGAUCAUUUUUCUACUCUUUACAAACAUCCUCAAUCUCAUCAGCUCUUCACCCUGGUCACUGAUGCAGGCUAUGCUAACCACGCCGAGGUGGUCUGGGAAUCCGUUGUUGAUGUGACCGGUUUCAACUCCGAGUUUUUCGCUGGCGACUUCCGCACUGUGAGCCAUAAUGCAUCGGCUUCUGCCGGUCCUACUACCCCUGCUGGUCCUCGCACAUCAACUGCUCCAUCUCCCAACAAUUUGGCACCAGGCAAUACGUCACCGGGUAGAUUAUCCCCGCAGGAACAAGCCGACGCAGACUAUGCUUACGCAUUGUCUCUACAAUUCCAAGAAGAGGAAGAGGAACAAAGCCAGGGAAGAAACAGCCAGGGGCAAGCGGGCCCACCUAUCCAGAGUCCAAUUCCUGUUCGUCCUUCUAACGAACCUCCACCACGCCUCAGCAACUCCCACCACCGCCUAUCGAGUAACGCGAGCGCAAAUGCAAAUGUCGUGGGUCUUCGACCAGCGCGCCAGCCACAUACUGAACCCGACACUGACGAUCCCAAUGCUCCACCACCCCCUUACGAACAAGCUGCAGGCCGACCCCAGUACAGGCCGGGAGAGCGGCCAUCCCAAUUUACAGAAUUUCCUAGCGAAUACUCUUCAAAUCAGUAUCCUGGAAAUCGAACUCAGCGUAAUGGUCGCUACUCGAACUCCAACCCGGGAAGUCGACCGGAAAACCGAUACAAUCCCAAUAUCAACCCGAGAGAUAGAGACAGAGAUUGUAUCUUGAUGUGA